Molecule: messenger RNA, 1128 nt
Organism: Diversispora eburnea
Lineage: Eukaryota; Fungi; Glomeromycota; Glomeromycetes; Diversisporales; Diversisporaceae
Source: the annotation of a GenBank genome assembly
AUGAGACAUCUUAUAACCAUGACCCCCUGCCAUUCUAUUGUUGCGAAAAGUAAUGGACUUUCACCUUCUGAAAUAAAAAUUCCAUAUAAUCAAAAAGUAGAACAGGGCUUAAUAAGUGAAUUGCUUGAAUUUAUUAGGAGUAACAACACCAUGAUCUUACAAAAUUCUUGGUAUUGUUAUAGUGAGGAAUGUGAAAAAAAGGUUUCAACUCUUAAUUCAGAAAAUAAUAUUAGUGAUCAGAUGGCAAGAACACAAAUAUAUGAUGAAAUGGUGCAAUAUUUACCUGGAAUUAAGAGAGAGUAUUUGCAAUUAGAUGCAAAAGUAUCUUUGCUUGAAUCUCAAAAAAUUGAUUCCGCCAAUUCAGAAUAUAUGAUGUCAAAUUUUACUGGAGAUCAAGAUAGUUUCGAUAAAAAUGUAAUAUUUUCUGAUGAUGACGAACAUGACGAGAACAUAAUCCCAGUUGCGAGACGUACUCAUAACCCACCAGACGUACUAUUGGGUCCAUCUCGCACCUCCACUGGGACGUACCCUUCACCCGCCAGACGUACUAUUGGGUUUGCACAUCAAGCUUACAAACGAGGCCUGCAACUAAUUUUAGAAUCAAAUCCACCGGAAAUUAUUGCCCUUACAAUUAUGAAACAGUUAACACAAAAGAUUAAUGAAAGCAAUGAGGUCAAAAGUUUCUGGAAGCUAGUGAUGAAUAUCCUUAAUAUUCAUGGAAAAAGAUUUAACGAGAAAGUUGAUGAUCUAACUCAACAGGUAAUAAAGAGAAUGAAUCUUGAUAAUUUUGAUGUAAAUUUAAGUGAAGAUGAACUUCCAAGUAUGCUCACUCCUGCCCCAAGAGUAAAUAAUGUUCAAGGUGUUAGUCUAAGAGAAAUAAUGCAGGCAGAAUUUUGGAUACAGAAAUCAGACUAUGAUCAAAAUGUAGACCUUACGACUCCUUAUAAACCAAUUCUUAUGCAAAAUCAGUUCAAUUUGUUAACACCCAAAGUUAUUCCUGGUUUUAAAUUUCUUAAAAGUUUUACCCAUGUAAGAUACCUAGAUAUCGUAAAAGAAAUUGAAACCCAAGAGAAAAAUCAGAAAAAAUUAAUUAGCUUGGGACCAACUCUUGCAAAAUGGUUACGAGAA